GGGACCGGGCCUGGCUGCUCAGGGACCCCACCUCGCAGCGCGAGCUUGGCUGGGGGCCCUGGGAGCGCACCGCCGGCUGUGCGAACAGCCUGGCUGCUCCGCAGGGAAGGUGGGAAGCACGCGGGUCGUGGCGGGGCCGAUGGCUGCCUUGCUUCCCAGGCGGGUUCGCGCGCCACACCUCAGUUUCCUGAGCUUAGGAAGGAGAGAUGCGGCUGGGGCGCUCAGUCUUCCCGGCUCCGGCCGGGGCCGCCCGUGUGGGAGGCUGAGCGCCACCAGCGGGAGAGGCUCGGGGAUGCACAUCCCUGCGAUGUCCCCAAUGCACAGCUUGACUUCGAGCCGUGGCAGUACGGAUUUGUGAAUCACGCCCUGGAGCUGCUGGUGAUCCGCAAUUACGGGCCCGAGGUGUGGGAAGACAUCAAAAAAGAGGCACAGUUAGAUGAAGAAGGACAAUUUCUUGUCAGAAUAAUAUAUGAUGAUUCCAAAACGUAUGAUUUGGUUGCUGCUGCAAGCAAAGUUCUCAAUCUAAAUGCUGGAGAAAUCCUUCAGAUGUUUGGGAAAAUGUUUUUUGUCUUUUGUCAAGAAUCUGGUUAUGAUACAAUCUUACGCGUCCUGGGAUCUAAUGUCAGAGAAUUUCUGCAGAAUCUUGAUGCUCUGCACGACCACCUUGCUACUAUCUACCCAGGUAUGCGUGCACCUUCCUUUAGGUGCACUGAUGCAGAAAAAGGCAAAGGGCUCAUUCUGCAUUACUAUUCGGAGAGAGAAGGCCUUCAGGAUAUUGUCAUUGGAAUCAUCAAAACGGUAGCUCAGCAAAUACAUGGCACUGAAAUAGACAUGAAGGUUAUUCAGCAAAGAAAUGAAGAAUGUGAUCAUACCCAAUUUUUAAUUGAAGAAAAAGAGUCAAAAGAAGAGGAUUUUUAUGAAGACCUUGACAGAUUUGAAGAAAAUGGUACCCAGGAAUCACGCAUCAGCCCGUAUACCUUCUGCAAAGCUUUUCCUUUUCACAUAAUAUUUGAUCAGGACCUAGUGGUCACUCAAUGUGGCAAUGCCAUAUACAGAGUGCUUCCCCAGCUCCAGCCUGGGAAUUGCAGCCUUCUGUCUGUCUUCUCUCUGGUUCGCCCACAUAUUGAUAUUAGUUUCCACGGGAUCCUUUCACACAUCAAUACAGUUUUUGUCCUGAGAAGCAAGGAAGGACUAUUGGAUGUAGAGAAGUUAGAAUGUGAGGAUGAACUGACUGGUACUGAGAUCAGCUGCUUACGUCUGAAGGGUCAGAUGAUCUACUUACCUGAGGCAGACAGCAUACUUUUUCUGUGUUCACCCAGUGUGAUGAAUCUAGAUGAUUUGACAAGGAGAGGGCUGUAUCUGAGUGACAUCCCUCUACACGAUGCCACACGUGAUCUUGUUCUUUUGGGAGAACAAUUCAGAGAGGAAUACAAACUGACCCAAGAAUUGGAAAUCCUCACAGAUCGGCUGCAGCUGACACUGAGAGCCCUGGAAGAUGAAAAGAAGAAGACAGACACAUUGCUGUAUUCUGUCCUCCCUCCCUCCGUUGCCAAUGAGCUACGACAUAAGCGUCCGGUCCCUGCCAAGAGGUAUGACAAUGUGACCAUCCUCUUCAGUGGCAUCGUGGGCUUCAACGCUUUCUGUAGCAAGCAUGCAUCCGGAGAGGGGGCCAUGAAGAUUGUCAACCUUCUCAACGACCUCUACACCAGAUUCGACACGCUGACUGAUUCUCGGAAAAAUCCUUUUGUUUACAAGGUGGAGACUGUUGGUGACAAAUAUAUGACAGUGAGUGGUUUACCAGAGCCUUGCAUUCACCAUGCACGAUCCAUCUGCCACCUGGCCUUGGACAUGAUGGAAAUUGCUGGCCAGGUUCAAGUAGAUGGUGAAUCUGUUCAGAUAACAAUAGGGAUACACACAGGAGAGGUCGUCACAGGUGUCAUAGGACAGCGGAUGCCUCGAUAUUGUCUUUUUGGAAAUACUGUCAACCUCACAAGCAGAACGGAAACCACAGGAGAAAAGGGAAAAAUAAAUGUGUCUGAAUAUACCUACAGAUGUCUUAUGUCUCCAGAAAAUUCAGAUCCACAAUUCCACUUGGAGCACAGAGGCCCAGUGUCCAUGAAGGGCAAAAAGGAACCAAUGCAAGUUUGGUUUCUGUCCAGAAAAAAUACAGGAACAGAGGACAUAAAGCAGGAUGAUAACUAAAUUUGAGAUCUUGGGAUGAAGAGGACCGCAGAUUAGGUUCCAGCGAUCUCCUAACACACCGAGGCCUGGAGAAAUUCUUCCCUCUGGAUACAGAUUUUCCUUUGUUCUUGUCGAUUAUCCUGAGCGUUCUUCCUAGCCAUAUUUCUUGCUAUUCAUUAUUCAACUUUAGCUCUGCUUAUGAUUAUUUUUAAGGUUUUAGUAUAUUAGCUAACGUUUGCCUUUUGAUGUGGAGGAUGUGAGCUUUGUGUGUCUUAAAAUCUCCUACAAGCAUUACCUGACGUGGUCAUCCACAAGUAGUAGGCUCCCAGUAACUAUUUGUUGAAUUUAAUUAAAUGAAACUGAGCAGUAUUUGGCCAUGUGUAUAUAUAUCAUGAUACACCAAAUCUUUCCGUGCUCCAUAUAUAUGUACAUAUAUAUUCUAAUGACUAUAAUAUGUAACAAAGUUUAUAUCAUGUGAGUGUAUGAUAUAAACUGGCUCCUUCCUUUCAUUGUAGAAAUCAUUUUCUAAAGGAGGAAAUCCUAAGUUGUAGGGGGAAAAGGCAAUUUAUUUUCAGAAUCCCAAAAUAAAAUUAAUAUCCAAUGCUACAAAAGUUGUGACUAUUUUGAAGUAUGCUAAUUUCCCUUUGGACAUACAGAAUACAUGUUUCUGUUGUUUAAGUAUUUGGUUGCUCAUUCAAAUCAUGUGGCAAUUAUACUUCUUCUGAAAUGGUCUCAUUUUUAUUGUAUCCCUUGUAUUAAAUCUCGUUAACCACACGCAGCUGUCACACAAAGCUGUGUUCUUUCGCACUGAGCUGUCCCAUCAGCCUGUGCUAAGUGUUAUGGCCAUAUCCAAGAAUAAAGCUGGAAACACACUGCUGGGAUACUUCUGUUAGAAACAUUCUGGCCUUUUAUUUCCAGAAAUGGGCUUUCUUUUCUUAGCUUAGAAGAACGUGAUUAUAUCCAGGACAUCAUGUUCAGAAGAAUUAGUUUAAUUUCAACAUUGAGUGCAUUAGUAUUAGAAUAAUUGGCCUUUUGUUCUGAAGUGUAUCUGAUAAUUUAUUAAUAUACCUUUAUAAGAGAGAGCACAACUACUUUUGUGUAAAAAUGUUUGUCUUUAAACUGAAUAUUCCCUAUCAGCACUUCAAUAUAUGUAUAAAUGUUCCAUGUUAAUGUGUAAAAGAAUUGGCAAUAAAUUAUUUUUCCAUUUGUCUCUAUACAGCUUUUCUUUCAAUAAAAGAAUUAACA
Nycticebus coucang (slow loris) is the source of this 3426-nucleotide messenger RNA. It is a transcript of the gene GUCY1B1, whose product is annotated as guanylate cyclase 1 soluble subunit beta 1. The record is from RefSeq and is a predicted model, not a curated record. The coding region runs from base 547 to 2202 and encodes 551 amino acids. Gene Ontology annotation, biological process: cGMP biosynthetic process; response to oxygen levels. NCBI's taxonomy places the organism in Eukaryota, Metazoa, Chordata, Mammalia, Primates, Lorisidae. Gene Ontology annotation, molecular function: heme binding; guanylate cyclase activity. The transcript has 14 exons. Gene Ontology annotation, cellular component: guanylate cyclase complex, soluble.